Cyanidioschyzon merolae strain 10D is the source of this 720-nucleotide messenger RNA. RefSeq lists its product as hypothetical. The record is from RefSeq and is a predicted model, not a curated record. NCBI's taxonomy places the organism in Eukaryota, Rhodophyta, Bangiophyceae, Cyanidiales, Cyanidiaceae. Bases 1 to 720 code for a protein of 239 amino acids. The transcript has a single exon.
AUGGAAGCACCGACAGCUUCCAGCGAUGCUGCUCUAUCGAGCCCGGUGGAGUCGCGGGACGCGCGGCUGCCCGCGGACUCCCUCGAGGCCACAGCUGCGCUGCUGGAGGCACUCUCACGAGUAAAGGAACUGGAAGGAGAACUGGCCAACGAACGCCGUCGGCGUAUUGCUUUGGAAAACGAAGUGCAACAGCAGAAAGCGCUGAACGUACGCAUCCAGCAGCAGCUGGAAGCCGAAGAAGAGGCCCUAACGAACCGCCUGAACAAACGCCUCAGCGAGCUUCGUUUAGAGAAAGAACAGCUCGCUCGUGAUAUUGAACGAGAGGAGGAGUACUUAACUAAUACGCUCCAGCAGCGCUUGGAGCAACUGAAAAAGGAGAAAAUCGACAUGGAGAACGCUUUAGAGGCAGAGCAGGAGGCUAUUGUCAACCGCCUCCAGCGCGAAGUACAGAAACUUCAAAAGGAAAAAGCAGCGUUGGAAAAGCAGCUGAGUCAGUAUGCACGCUCGAGCUUGGAUCUACCGCCCGCAACACCGAGUGACUCCGAAAGCGAGCGCGACAUUGUUCGCAGGCGGCGUUCAUUCAGCCGCGACUCCAGUCCACGUGUAUCCGCUGCCGCUUUCCGGGCACGUCUGGAGCAGACUCGUCUAGCCGGCCAUAGCAGUUCAAGUGCGCACACCACACCACCUGGUACGCCGCCUCGUCCGAAAGAUCAAGCAUGA